This is a messenger RNA of Ceraceosorus bombacis, 436 nucleotides long. The record is from the annotation of a GenBank genome assembly. Lineage: Eukaryota; Fungi; Basidiomycota; Exobasidiomycetes; Ceraceosorales; Ceraceosoraceae.
AUGAGACGAAGGGGUGCGGAACGCGUGCGGGUUUCCUGCUGGAAGCGAACUGCAAAUUGGAACUUUUCGACUAGCCGCGAGCGCAUAGCGGACGGAGAAGCAAGGGCCCGUCCGCUCCAGCGGUGCGUGCGUGCAUUAGCUCAAAGCAACUCGCUCUGCUCUGGCGCCCUUUUAUCCCUUUUGACAGCUCCGUGCAAGAAAUGCAAGCAAGUAGAGUGACACAAAUGACCCGAAUCACUCAUUUUGGUUCCAUGUCAAUUACUGCCUGCAGUCAGUAGUGUGAGUUGAGUGAGGGCUUCGUUGCCUCUCGCACAGCAGCAGCAGGUCGUCUUUUGGCCCUUUGAACGCUAAACUCUUCGUGGCGGCGCAGAACGGGAAGAUGAGGGAUGAGCGCAGAUACAGCAUCGAGGCGGGCAGUCAGUCGGUCAUUGCUUAA